Molecule: messenger RNA, 5345 nt
Organism: Pristis pectinata (smalltooth sawfish)
Lineage: Eukaryota; Metazoa; Chordata; Chondrichthyes; Rhinopristiformes; Pristidae
Gene: poll
Product: polymerase (DNA directed), lambda
Exons: 7
Coding region: 559-2328 (589 amino acids)
Biological process (GO): double-strand break repair via nonhomologous end joining
Cellular component (GO): nucleus
Molecular function (GO): DNA binding; DNA-directed DNA polymerase activity
Source: RefSeq, a predicted model, not a curated record
GUGGACUUGGAGCACUGGGAUCCGUCUCCUGUGUCCAACCCAUGGGAUCCGUCCCGUGGACUCUGAUCCUGGGAUCUGUCCCAUGGGAUCCGACCUAUGGAUUCCAACCCGUGUAAUCCAACUCAUGGAAUCUAGCCUGCAGACUCUGACCCAUGGACACCCAGCCAUGGAAUCCAAGCGGUGGAAUCCAUGCAUUCUGGUACUUCGGGUAGGGAAGGUGCCAGAGUUUAUGGCGAAGGAGACACUUGAAACUGCAGGUUUUGGAAUCUGAGAGAGAGAGCUACUUCCGACACUGUCCAUGAGCUCCUACAGUGGGUGUGAGGAUAUUUAGGGGAAAGUUAUUUCAGGAUUUGCAUGUGGUUGCUGCUUCAGUUGAAUAGUCAGUGAUUUAUAGGAUCCAAAGUGCCUCGAAGCUGAAUUUUGCCUUCGGCAGAAACCCUGGUGAAGUUGGGCGACUUUGGGGAGGAAGUAGAGGAGAUUGCGUGGUGAUUCAAGUGGUCUUUUUCUUGUGAAUCGUUGAACAGGUGGGUGAACCGUUAGCCCUGACUACCAACUGGCAUGCUGUGCAUGGAGCCUCAGGGGAUUGUAAAGGCAUUUCGAAAGGUGAAGCGAGCCCGGGACAUCCAGUCAGCCACAGCAGGGGAGCCCCAGAAGAAGACAAAGCCAGAGGAAGUCAAAGAGCUGUGGUUGAAUGGAAUGACAGCGUAUAUCAUCCAGGCAGGGAUUGGGAAGACGCGGACGGAAAUCUUUCAGAAGCAGAUUGCACAGAAUGGUGGUGAGGUCAGCCUUGCCUUCAGCUCAGCUGUUACCCACGUGAUUGCAGAAGAUGGGAUGGAUUAUGACCGAGCCCUGCACCUCCUGAAGCUCUCGGUGCUGCCUCCCAAUGUCCAAGUGCUGCGCUCCGCCUGGCUCAGCUCGUGCAUCUCGGAGCGGAGACUUUUGAGCACCACGGGCUACAGCAUCUUCACCCCGGACAACCCUCUACCACCUGAGCAGCAGGUCCAUGCUCAGAAGUCAGGGGACGAGGACCAGCAGGGGAACACACAUCCUGAUGUCAACACACAGUCUGUAUUGUCUCCAGAUGCCAGGUUGAACUGUACAAGGGCAGAGGAACCUUUAGCUGAGCACCCGCAAGGCACUACGGCCAGAGAAAACAAGGAAACACCUCAAGGCUCUGCAGCCCAGUUCUUCAAUGCUGAUAGCAACAGUGACUCGGAGGACGAUGGUGUCUCGCAGCAUGACCUGCAGGCUCUGAUCUCCGGGGACAGACGUCCGGCGGCUGGCCCUGAACUCCGAGAGCCGGCUGUCAGUACCAAGUGGGUGUGUGCCCGGUCAUCGGAGAGCAAGAGGCUGAACCACAACAAGGCCAUCACGGACAAGCUGAAGACGUUGGAGACUGCGUACACGCAUCAGGGUGACAAAUGGAGAGCGCUAGGAUAUGGCAAGGCCAUCAAUGCACUGAAGAGUUACCAUAAACCAAUCGCCUCCUAUCAGGAGGCCUGUGAGAUCCCCGGAAUCGGCAAGCGGAUGGCUGAGAAGAUUUGGGAAAUUCUGGAAACUGGACACCUGCGCAAGCUGGACUACAUCAGCGAGAGUAUCUCUGUGCUGGAGGCUUUUGCCAACAUCUGGGGAGCUGGUGUGAAGACUGCCCAGAUGUGGUACCAGCAGGGAUUCAGGACAUUAGAGGACAUUAAGACAAAAGCCAAUCCCAACAGGCAGCAGAUUAUUGGCCUCAAACAUUACCACGAUUUCCUGGAUCGUAUGCCCAGAGAAGAGGCUGCUGAGAUUGAGAGAACUGUGUGUGACAUGGCUCACUCCAUUAACCCCGGCCUGAUCAGCCUGGCCUGCGGUUCCUUCCGCCGUGGAAAGCCCACCUGUGGCGACGUGGACGUCCUCAUCACGCACCCCGACGGAAAGUCACACAGAGGGGUCUUCAGCAAAGUCCUCGACGGUCUGAGGGGCAGAGGAUUUGUCACCGAUGACCUGGUCAGCCAGGAGGAGAACAGGAACCAGGUGAAGUAUCUGGGUGUUUGCCGCCUUCCAGGUCCUGGGCACCGUUACCGAAGGCUCGACAUCAUCGUGGUGCCGUACGCGGAGUUCGCCUGCACCCUGAUGUACUUCACCGGCUCGGCGCACUUUAACCGGUCCAUGCGUGCGCUGGCCAAGACCAAAAACAUGAGCCUGUCGGAGCACUCGCUCAACUGCCAGGUGCUGCGGGAGGGGUGGAACAAAGUCAACCGCGGGCUCGUCCUCCCCACCCCCAGUGAGCGGGCCAUCUUCGAGCACCUGGGGCUGGUUUACAGGGAGCCGCAGGAGAGGGACUGGUGAAGUUCAGUGUUGCCACACACACUAGGGUGGGGCAGGGACCCUGAUCCCCCCCCACAAGGGACACCAUGUGUGACAGAGCUCCAGAGCUGCUCAGAGAUGGUGGUGACUGUGGCAGUCAGCAGCUCACCCACCCUGUCCGUACCACAGCUGCACCGUCUGAGCAAACAAUGUGGCCGUUUCUUUAUAAACAGACAAAAGUAGAGAGGUGCAAUUUGUAUGUUAAAGUGGGUAGGACCGGGAGCAGGGAGGGUCUGAUAGACCAAACUGCUUUAUUUCAAUGCAAGAAGCCUGACAGGUGAGGCAGGUGGGAUCAGCACAUAGGACUGGGGUGUUACAGCUAAUACAUGGUGGGCAGGACUGGUAGCUCAGUGGUCCAGGGUGCAGAUGCUGCAGACGUGAUGGAGGUGGAGGUGAGAGAGGAGGGGGAGGUGCAGUUUUGAUAAGGGUGGUUGGGGAGGAUAUUCCUGAGGAUUCAUCCAGUGAGGCUGUAUGGGUGCAACUCAGAAAUGGGAAGGGGUCUGAUCACUUUGAUGGAAUUGUACUACAGGCCUUCCCAACAGUCAGUGGGAAUUGAGGAGCGGAUAUGUAGGGAGAUUGCAGGUAGGUGUAUUUAGGGAAAGCCAGGUGAAUAUGUCAGGAUUGGGAAGAUGUAUUGGAAUUGGUUUAUUAUUGUCACUUGUACCGAGGUACAGUGAAAAAACCUGUCUUGCACACCAAUCGUACAGGUCAAUUCAUUACACAGUGCAGUUACAUUGAGUCAGUACAGAGUGCGUUGAUGUAGUACAGGUAAAAACAAUAACAGUACAGAGUAAAGUGUCACAGCUACAGAGAAAGUGCAGUGCAAUAAGGUGCAAGGUCACAACAAGGUAAAUCGUGAGGUCAUCGUCCAUCUCAUUGUAUAAGGGAACUGUUCAAUAGUCUUAUCACAGUGGGGUAGAAGCUGUCCUUAAGUCUGGUGGUACGUGCCCUCAGGCUCCUGUAUCUUCUACCCAAUGCAAGAGGAGAGAAGAGAGAAUGACCCGGGUGCGUGGAGUCUUUGAUUAUGCUGGCUGCUUCACCAAGACAGCGAGAGGUAAAGACAGAGUCCAUGGAGGGGAGGCUGGUUUCCAUGAUGUGCUGGGCUGUGUCCACAACUCUCUGCAGUUUCUUGUUGUCCUGGGCAGAGCAGCUGCCUUACCAAGCCUCAAUUCCACUCAUAUCCAGAGAUCUCUUGACCUCGGUCAUCGACUCAGAUCCACUGUCCUCGCGGGUAGAGAGUUCCUACAAUUCACCACCUUUUGGGUUGAUUUAUGUCAUUUUGGAGAAGUUGUCUGGUCUUGCUGUGGUGCCUCUGUAUAGAACAUAGCACAGUACAGUACAGGCCCUUCGGCCCACAAUGUUGUGCCGACAUUUUAUCCUGCUCUAAGAUCUAUCUAACCCUUCCCUCCCACACAGCCCUCCAUUUUACUAUCAUUCAUGUGUCUAUCUAAGAGUCUCUUAAAUGUCCCUAAUGUAUCUGCCCCACAACCUCUGCCGGCAGUGCGUUCCACACACCCACCACUCUCUGCGUUUAAAAAAAACUUACCCCUGACAUCCCCCUUAAAAUUAUGUCCCCUCGUGUUAGCUAUUGUCGCCCUGGGAGAAAGUCAAAUUAACUUUCAAGUGCUCAGGUGUAACAAAUUCUGUUAUUCUCAAUCAUGUUGUAGGGAUGGCUGCAAUAGGUUCAACUCUGUGGGUUCCCCAGUCUCUGGGCAUGUGAGUGGCAGGUUACCAUACUCCAGUCAAAUCUAAAACUGGUGAUUUGUCCCCACCUUGUGGACAGAAAUAAUUCUUCCCUAUUCAACAGAUGUGUUGGAACAGCCCUAGCUCACUCAACCUUUCCUCAUAAAACAUGCUCUCCAAUCCAGGCAGCAUCCUGGUAGAUCUCCUCUGCAGCCUCUCUAAAGCUUCCACAUCCUUCCUAUAAUGAGGCGACCAGAACUGAAUACAAUAUUCCCAAGUAAUGAGGCCCAUCAAAGCUAUGGUGGCUCUUGGCACCUCUCCCUGUAGCCAUACUCUCUCACAAGCCGCCUACAGUAACAGCCCUGGGUUACAGCCACUCAAUUAGGCUGUGAAAUUAGAAAUUUUCUUCAAUCUCAAUUACAUUCUUCUCCUUUGAGUCCUGAUAAGAAUUUAUUAGAUGUAAUUUUUAAUUUGGAACCUUUUCAGGAUGGCUCAAUAUUUAAUAUUUAUGACAGAUUACUAGGAAUGAGUAAGGUGCCACUGGAUAAAAUUUAAAACACUUGGGAACAAGAUUUGCAGAUGUCAAUUUCUGAGGAAACUUGGAAUGAAAUUUUCAAGUUGGUUAAUACCUCGUCAUUAUGUGCUCGUCACUCUGUCCUUCAAUUUAAAGUGGUCCAUAGAGCUCACUUGUCUAAAGAUAAAUUAUCCCGUUUUUAUUCUGAUAUAUCUCCUGACUGUGAUAAAUGCAAUAACAGAGUGGCUUCCUUAAUUCACAUGUUUUGAAUGUGUCAGAGUCUUUAAAAAAAUAUUGGACAGAGUCUUUCAUACUUUUUCUGUACUUUUCAAAAUAAAUUUUAAACUUAAUCCUUUGACUGCACUAUUUGGGAUCGUUGGAGACAAAGAUAUAACUUUGAAGGCUUCUGAUUUACACAUUCUGGCUUUUGUUUCUCUUAUAGUCAGGAGAGCUGUGUUGCUUAAAUGGAAGUUACUUGGCCUAUUCAUGCUCAAUGGUUACCAGAUGUUAUGUCAUACUUGAAUCUAGAGAAGAUUUGCUGUUCAGUUUUUGAAUCUAACCUAGACUUUCAAACCCUGUGGGGACUUUUUUUUAAAGUAUUUUCAAAAUCUCUGGUUUGGGGACUAAAAUGCAGAUAUUGGCUGACACGGUUACGUUUUUAAAGGGUUUUCCUUGUUUUUUUUUCCAUCUAACAGCUUCAGGUUUUGGUAGUGGGAGUAGAUUUUUUUAAUAAAAUAUUUCAAUUUUUUUCCCUUUAUUGACUUCUAUAUAUGAUUAUUAAUUUAGAGAAUUGUAGUCUAAG